AUGGCUCUAAGUGACUGGAAUGACAACGACAAGGAAGAGACCCAGCUGGGUGCUCACCCACUGGGCCCAGCGCAAACUGGAGACCAUGAGCAUGAUCAUGACCUCGCGCCUCUGACGACCACAACGGAGCGCAAGCUGAUGGCCAAAAUCGACUGGCACAUUCUGCCAUGCCUGUGUGUCUUGUACCUCCUGGCCUUUUUGGAUCGUGUCAACAUCAGUAAUGCUGCGAUCUUGGGCCUGAAGACGGAGCUGGGCCUUGAGACUGGCACAAAAUACAACACGGCAUUGACCAUCUUCUUCGUCCCAUACAUUCUCCUGGAGAUCCCAUCCAAUAUCCUGCUCAAGAAAUUCAAGCCACAUGUUUGGUUGUCACUUUGUAUGUUUGGUUUCGGCCUGGUAAUGAUCUUCCAGGGUUUGGUGAGCAGCUGGGGUGGGCUAAUGACCACUCGAUUCUUCCUCGGUGUCUUUGAGACUGGCAUGUUCCCAGGAUGCUUCUAUCUCAUGGGCAUGUGGUACAAACGCAGUGAAGCCCAGAAGCGAUUCAGUUUCUUUUUCAGCUCGACCACUCUUGCUGGUGCAUUUGGCGGACUGUUAGCAUAUGGUCUAGGUCAAAUGAGUGGUGUGCGGGGUUAUCUGGGCUGGCGUUGGGUAUUCAUCAUCGAAGGCAUAAUCACUUGUGUGGUCUCCAUUGCUUGGUUCUUUCUACUGCCCGACUUUCCUGAAGAUGUGAAAUGGCUGAGUGAGGAGGAACGUGAGUUUGUUCGCGCGAAGCUGGCCAAGGACGUUGGCAAAUCAGCCCAUCAUGUUAAGAUGGGUACACGCGAAGUUAUCGGUGUCCUCAAGGAUUACAAGGUUAUCAUCGGAGGCUUCAUGUACUUUGGCCUCAUUGUUCCUGCCUACGGAUAUGCGUACUUCGCACCUUCCAUCAUCCAGAGUUAUGGCUACAGCGCGGUCAAAACCCAACUCUACUCCAUUCCUCCUUGGGCAGCGGCCUUCGGUUUCUCAAUGGUGAUUGCCUAUUUCUCUGACAGAUUGAGGUUUCGAUUUGCCUUCACUGUAAUUCCGAUUCUCUGUGCUAUUGCUGGGUUUUCCAUGCUGCUCACGAUCCAUGGCAAGGAGAACAAGGCUGCUCAGUAUGGUGCUCUGUUCCUGGUUACAUGUGGGGCCUACAGUGCCAUGCCAGUCAUUGUCUGUUGGUUUGCUAUGAACCUGGGUGGUCACCACCGCCGCAGUGUGGGCUCCGCAUGGCAGGUUGGCUUCGGCAACAUUGGUGGUAUUAUUGCCACCUACUCCUUCGUCAGCAAAGAUGCACCAGACUACAAGCCGGGUUACAGUAUCUGCAUAUCCUUCUGUUGCCUGUCAAUCCUGGCCUGUGUUAUGUACCUCCUUGCACUGAUUCACGAGAACCGGAAGCGUGAAAAGACCGCUUCCGAGCAGAACUCGAUUGACGAGGAAGAAGAGGAGUACCUCGGCGAUUUGGCUCCCACCUACCGAUACCAACUCUAG
Molecule: messenger RNA, 1506 nt
Organism: Penicillium macrosclerotiorum
Lineage: Eukaryota; Fungi; Ascomycota; Eurotiomycetes; Eurotiales; Aspergillaceae
Product: putative MFS transporter
Exons: 8
Coding region: 1-1506 (501 amino acids)
Biological process (GO): transmembrane transport
Cellular component (GO): plasma membrane
Molecular function (GO): transmembrane transporter activity
Source: RefSeq, a predicted model, not a curated record